AUGACAACCACAGCCGCCACCAACAACAACAACAGCAACCGCAACAACAAUAACCACUCAUCCUCUUCAAAUCUCUCUUCCUCAUCCACAACUCCCGUUCAAUUCUCGGACACACAACCAGCCAAUGAAGAACAAUUUCGAGAGGUUCUUUCAUUGAUGAGAGAUUACAACAUUUCAUAUGAAUCCGUUUUGGAUGAUUUGGAGUCGAGACAAAUUUUGCGCGAUUUUAUGAAAUUCAACCGAAAUGAAGAGAGUUUACUUUUUCUUGAACAUGUGAGUGAAUAUUUUAGAAAGAGGUCUCUCAAUAACAAGUGGAAUGCGCUUCUCGAAAUUGAGAGAGUCUUUUUUAAUGGCAACUCGAUUCAUGAAUUGAAUUUACCACAAAAAGUGAGAGAAUUGUUUUCACACAGUUUUGAGAGUUUGUGUGAAAGGUAUGAAUUGAAUGGAAACGAUUUUUCGGAAAAGAUGGAAUCCACAAGAGCUUCCACUUCGACCAACCCUCCACCAUUGUCCUUUGAGAGCUUACUUUCGCAAUGUGAAGACGCCUUAAAAAAAGCCGAGUCCUACGUGAUGGUUAAUCUCAAGGAACAUGUCUUUCCUCGAUUUUUAGAAUCCAAAAUGUUUGUCUCCUUCCUCUCCAAACGUGACAAGUCGUUUCUCAACAAAAUUGGAAAUGUCAAAAAUCUCACUCAUUCCUGUUUUGUGGAAUCUUUAAUGGACAUGAAAAAGUGUGAAAUCUCAGUCGAUCAAGUACGAAUGAUUAAGAAGCAUGUUUUCGACCCUCAGCGAUGGCAACUCUAUUUUGAAGACAAAAAUUGUCAAGUCUACUUUUCAUCCUCACGAUACACAUUGGGAGCAGAAAAGGAUGAAAGUGGUGGAAUUAGUUUUUCCAAAUCGGAAUGUAUCUUUCCCUACUCGGCUCAACAGGUCAUGAGCAUCAUGUGUAACAAGCAAGUUCGUCUUCAGAGCGACAAGAAUUUAGAUUCAGUGACACAACUUGCCUAUCGAACAAAAUUUGAAGUCACCAAUCAAGCAACAACAACUAAAAUCAUGAAAGAAUCGUCGAGUAGUGGCACUAUCACUGAGAAUUCAUUAGGCGAGCAAGCAAAUCAUAAUCCUGCCAAUGCGGAUCAAGAUGACCUGAGAAGUUCAUGCAGCAAUGAAGACGAUGAGGACUCUCUUUCAACCUCUACGGAAAGUGGUGUGCUCUCUUCCUCAUUGCCAGAGAAUGUGCCAUCGCCUCAACCUAAUUCACCACAACUUGUCCAGAAACAGCCACGACAUGAACGUCAACCAUCAUCUGCUCAUAGACGUCACACUUCCGGUAAAACAAAACUUGCUUGCACCAUCACUCAUGAAGUCUACAAAUUAAUAUGGCCUAUCAAAUCAAGAUAUUAUUUCCUCUGUCAAAGCAUGAUGCAUGAUUUGACUGACAACAUGUACAUUGUUUGUAAAAAAUCAUGUGAACCCUCUUCAUGCAAAGAUUUGAAAAUCCCAAAUUUGGAACAAUUCAACAACAAUGACCACAUUAAGGCGGCUAAUGUGGGUUGUUGGAUUUUCCAACCCAUUCAAACCCAUGAUGGAAAGGAACAUUGUCGUUACAUUCAAUUUAUUGGCACUGAUUUGAAAGGUUCAAUGCCUCGAUGGAUUAUUGAAAAAAUUAUUAAGGGAAGAGCGAAAAAUUUUUAUUACGACAUGAUGAAAAUUUUGGAAAAGAACGAAGCAACUUUGGGGAUGGGAGAACGACCAAAAGAUUCGUCUGGAUUUUUUGAGACUUUGGACGAAAAUGGAAGUGUCAUUUUGUAG
Molecule: messenger RNA, 1806 nt
Organism: Naegleria fowleri
Lineage: Eukaryota; Heterolobosea; Eutetramitea; Acrasida; Naegleriidae
Exons: 1
Coding region: 1-1806 (601 amino acids)
Source: RefSeq, a predicted model, not a curated record